This is a messenger RNA of Clonostachys rhizophaga, 3765 nucleotides long. NCBI's taxonomy places the organism in Eukaryota, Fungi, Ascomycota, Sordariomycetes, Hypocreales, Bionectriaceae. The record is from the annotation of a GenBank genome assembly.
AUGACUUCUUAUGAAAUUGAUUAUGUCAAUAGCGACAGCGAUGUUGAUGCUGUCGUGAUAGAUCGCGACGAUGUUAGCAAUUACAACCCAGAACAGAUCCUCCCUCAGCCCGAGGAGAUCAUCCAAAAAAUCCGUGCCUGGCUCCAGCCAACCUCAUAUGAUAUUGCGGGCGGAGAAUACCGCAAGCACCUGGCCUCUCACGUGUCGGGGACGGGAUCCUGGCUUACAGAAAGCGACACAUACAAGCAAUGGCUGGAGGACGACCAACACGGCUUGCUUUGGAUCAAAGGCAUCCCGGGUUCUGGGAAGUCUGUCAUGGCAGCCAGCCUUAUCGAUGGGCUUGCGAAAGCGAGCCCAGGCUCUCCCGUUAUAUUUUUCUUUUUCCGUCAAAUCAUCGAAGCGAACCACCAGCCUGAGGCCCUGGUGCGAGACUGGAUGGAUCAAAUCUUGACUUAUAGUCCGCCUCUGCAAAAGAAGCUCAAGGAUUAUUUGGAGUCUAAUAGAUCGAUCGACAGCAUCUCGAUGGAGGAUAUGUGGAAAGAUCUUUACAUGGCGUUCUCUGGAUUGUCUAACAUGAUUUUCUGUGUGGCCGACGCGCUCGACGAAAUGGACAAAGGCAAUGAGUCCUUUCUCCACGCUCUUGCCACCUUGGGUAAAUGGAACCCUCGGAAAGUCAAAGUCUUGAUCACAAGCCGCCCAGUUCCAACGAUUGAAGGGCCGUUGAGAGCCUUCCAAUCCUCCUGCCUUCAAAUUCGAUUGCAGGAGAAUAUGGUGGACAUCGACAUUGCGACAUUUGUUCAGUUCACCCUGUCGCGCUCCACGAUCCCACAGGCCGACUGGAAGACGAUCAUGGACGCUGUGCCUGGCCGAGCAAACGGGCUGUUCCUCUACGCAAAACUUGCAAUGGACGCCUUUCUCGAGCCAGGCGCUAAUGUGAAAACCGUUCUUGGCCAUCUACCUGCUGAUUUGAACGUGCUCUACACUGACCUUUUGAAAGAGCACUCAAGGCGGUCGGGUAUAGCUGACAGUGUGCAGCGUUUGAUCCUGCAGGCUGUCACCCAUUCCACACGGCCGCUUAGGCUUCUGGAGCUUGCCGAAAUGGUCAAGGCCAACAAUCCAGACGGCAAGGAGAGAGACCUCAAAGCCACAAAGGAUCUGAUCCGAGCUGCGUGCGGGCCGUUGCUCGAGAUCUUGGCGGAUGAAACUGUAUCUGUCAUUCAUCAUUCAUUCACGGAAUACCUCAAAGGUACCACUCGGCCUGAUGGUUCCGGGUAUCCGGUUCUGAAGAUGGGGCCAACUCAUGCUCAGUUGGCGGUUGCAUGUCUGCGGUAUUUGACUUCUGGAAGCCUGAAGUCCAUCGUGGUAGAAGAGGAGGAAUACAACGAAGAUUCCGACGGCGACUGGUAUAUGUCUCGGAAUCAGGUCCCGAAAGAUGAGAUCCAACAGAGAUUGAAACAUCCCUUCUUCGAGUAUGCUGCCGUCAAUUGGGCGCAUCACAUUCGUAGAUCCGAAGCAGCUGGGCGAGACCAGACGAACGUCCUCGUGUUGGUUCGUCAAUUCUUGGACAAUGAGAGAGACAUGAAGGCUUGGCUACAAGCCAAAUGGAACGCCUCAUCUCGAGGAGCUGUACAGGGAGUCACGAAGAUUCAUAUAGCUGCCAAGCUCGGCCUAUUUUCUUACCUGAAGGAACUCAUUCAAACCAUGGAGCCAGAUUUGCCGGACGCGACUGGCAGAACACCGCUGUGGUGGGCAGCCCACGAAGGUCACGCAGAAGUAGUCCAUGAGUUGAUCAAGGCCGGUGCAAACCCUGACCAACCUGAAUCCGUACGUGGAUUGAAGCCUCUGCACGAAGCCGCCAACUUGAACCAUCAUGCAGUCGUUAGUGCGCUUCUCGAGGCUGGUGUAGACCCCCUGACACCUAAAACUCAGGAGGAUCCAGGUAGGAGAUGCGGGAAUGCUCCUAGAAGUGUUGGGCAUACCCCUCUUAUGUAUGCCUGCAGAAAUGGACAUCUCGAAUCUGUAGACGCAUUCCUACCAUUCCUCAAGGACAUUGAGACCGCCCACCGUGCUUUGGUAUGGGCAGCCGGAGCCGCCAGGUCAAAGGUUGUUGCUAGGAUUCUCCAGCAUCCUGGAAUCGAUGUCAACGCCAAAGUCCGUGGAGAUACGGCUCUCUAUCUAGCUUGUGGUACUGCCGAUGUUGACACUAUCAAGUUCCUUUUGGAGGCUGGUGCGGAUCCUCGCGUUCAAAGCUUGGACAGUGGUGACGAGUUUGAUUCGAACGGGAUGCUCGUUUCCUUUGAAGAGAAGAAGAAUCCCAAUAGAAAGAACUGUCUGCAUCGUUUGUGUGGAUCGGGAAAUCGUGGAUACACGGCUGAUAAUAGGAAUGCCGAGGAUCUGCAAACCAUAUUCUCGCUCUUGAUCAAUGCAGGCGCUGACAUCAAUUGCCGGGAUCCGUGCGGCCGGACGCCUCUGCAUGACGCAGUCUCUUCCUCGGUCUUAACGCGACUACUUCUUCAAGCCGGAGCUGAUGCCAACGCAACCGGCGACUCAGGAGUCGCACCAAUCCACCUCGUUCAAUCGAUAGACCCCAUGGUUGUCUUAAUCGAGGAAGGUCAUGCCGACAUUAAUCUGGCUCAGAAGGAUGGGAAGACACCUCUCCUCAACAUGCUCUCUAGCUAUCACGUUGAAACCACGUUGAAGUUCCUCGAGUACGGACCUGACUGCAGCGCUAUUGACCGUGACGGCGAUGGAGUAUUACACGUUGCACUUAAGCAGUGGAAUACGGACGCGAACCUACUCAGGGCUCUUCUCAAAGCCGGCGCUGAUCCCAAUGCAAAGAAUAAGGCUGGUCUCACGCCCCUUCUUUCCAUGCGCAGAGAUUUCAAACCUCAGUUGAUGGAUGUACUUAUUGAAGGAGGUGCUGAUAUCAACGCGACUGACGAAAAGGGGCGGACCGUCCUUUUCAACGCUUUAAGUGAUUCCAGUGGCUCAGACGGCAAGUAUGAGGGCAUUAAACAGCUCGUUGAGAGGGGCUUUUCGAUACAUCACCGCGACUGGAAUGGUCGUACUCUAUUACACGAAGCUGUUUUAUGCCACGACGCAAGUCGUCUCAGGGCUAGUGCACAGUCAAAGUUCAACUUUGUUCAUGGUUUAGGGCUUGAUGUGCAUGCUGUUGAUCAUGACGGGAACGGCCUGCUCCACGAGCUGGCGAUGCGUUCUUCCAACCAUGAUUCAUACUCGGGGCUCCCCUUGGUGUCACUGUGGGAGCGUCUCCUUGAGUUGGGUUUAGAUUUGGAGCAGGCGAAUCAUCAUGGGCUCACUCCCUUGCAUAUUCUCUGCUCUGGCAACAUCUCCUCGUCAAGAUUCGAGCAAGGUGCGAUUAUACCGAUCGACUUGGUGAUCUCGAGAACAAAGGACCUUGACAGGAUCGACAGCCUUGGCGCCACACCCUUACACCGGGCCGUGAUACGUGGGGAGCUGUACUCGAAGAAACUUCUCGACGCUGGGGCAGAUCCUGCCAAGGCCACGCACGAAGGAUUGACCCCAUUGCACAUUGCUUCGCGCUGCAGACAGAGCAAUGUUGUCGGGCUACUAUUGGACGAGUUGAGGAAACGAACGCCGUUGUCGGAUUCUGCUGUCCUCGGAGUGAAUGCUGUCCUAUCUAAUAACAGUAUCAACCUGCCCCUUUACUACGCUUGCCUAUCCGGGAGGCCAGAAACCGUGUCGCUCCUCUUCGAUGCGGGAGCUGAUGCCAAAAAGGGCUAG